UGGAAACCUCAACCGCACCUCGCAAGAAGACUAUCUACAUAGCACAUUAUUCAAACCCCACCAACAGCCCCACAGAAUCCGCAUUCGCGAUGUCCACCCAAAGCAUGUCCGUCCAAUUCCGCUACGCCGACGACAUGGGAUUCGGCACGGAGGAGACCCGCGAUCAGGUGAAGAGGAUCAUCCAAGCAGACACCGGCUCCGACAUCUGGGCGAGUACGCGGAAUAUCCCCCCGACUCACUUUUUGACACUCUCUGGGAAAGCAGUUGAGGAGCUGCGGGCGGUGGAUGGGGUGGUGGUUUUGCGGGCUGAGGGGGUGGAUUCUUCCUAGUGAUGGACCGCUG
Aspergillus fijiensis CBS 313.89 is the source of this 342-nucleotide messenger RNA. RefSeq lists its product as uncharacterized. The coding region runs from base 105 to 329 and encodes 74 amino acids. The transcript has 4 exons. The record is from RefSeq and is a predicted model, not a curated record. Lineage: Eukaryota; Fungi; Ascomycota; Eurotiomycetes; Eurotiales; Aspergillaceae.